Molecule: messenger RNA, 774 nt
Organism: Brassica oleracea var. oleracea
Lineage: Eukaryota; Viridiplantae; Streptophyta; Magnoliopsida; Brassicales; Brassicaceae
Exons: 1
Coding region: 1-774 (257 amino acids)
Source: RefSeq, a predicted model, not a curated record
AUGGUCAACGAUCCACCGCUUCUCGCUUCUGGUCCUUUUUCUGCAACCACCGUGGAGAUUUUGAAGCCUGCUUUGGCUUCUGUAGAGGAGGUGCCGGCUAAAUAUUCAACGGAAAGCUAUUCCGUGUCUGAUAAUGGAGGAGACGAGACUGAUUUGCCAACCACCACGACGAAAAUCAUUGUUUCAGUAUGCGAAGUGGGAUCAGAAACAGUUCGAGAAAGAAGGCGAAACAUAUUGGAAUUCGGUAGUAGUUGCUGGUUAUAUCCUCUAUCACCAUACAUCUUCAUUUUAUGUAGUGAGGUGCUCUCGGGUUUAUGUAAUAAAGCGCAAGAGGACGGAUCCUUGCAAAGUAUCUGUGUAGCUCGAGGGAGUCCUCGACUAAACCAUCUCCUCUUUGCGGAUGACACAAUGUUCUUUAUCAAAGCUACCAAAGACAGCAGUAUAGCCCUUCACAAGCUCCUAAAACGCUAUGAAGAAGCCUCCGGUCAAACAAUCAACCCAAGCAAAUCGUUUAUCACCUUUUUCCGGAAAGCUCCGAUGUCACUCAAAACCGCAGUGAAAGAUGAACUGGGCAUUCAAAAAGGAGACAUUGGCAAAUAUCUCGGUCUCCCGAAACAUUUCGGUAGAAAGAAACGAGACCUGUUUGCCUCCAUGGUCGAUAGAAUCAAGCAAAAGGCGAGUGGCUGGUCUAACAGACACCUCUCCGCAGCGGGAAAGAUGACGAUGCUCAAGAGUGUUCUUUCUCCUGUCCCGUCCUAUGCGAUGAUAUGCUGA